Cheilinus undulatus (humphead wrasse) is the source of this 1816-nucleotide messenger RNA. RefSeq names its product zinc finger protein OZF-like. Gene Ontology annotation, molecular function: DNA-binding transcription activator activity, RNA polymerase II-specific; RNA polymerase II cis-regulatory region sequence-specific DNA binding. Bases 204 to 1535 code for a protein of 443 amino acids. Gene Ontology annotation, biological process: regulation of transcription by RNA polymerase II. The record is from RefSeq and is a predicted model, not a curated record. Gene Ontology annotation, cellular component: nucleus. The transcript has 2 exons. Lineage: Eukaryota; Metazoa; Chordata; Actinopteri; Labriformes; Labridae.
GCUAGCAGUAUUACAUCCGUGGUUUCUCAACCGUUAGCCAUUAGUAGUUCUUUAUACACGUUAGAUUCAGAGUAAGAGGACACCUUUAGAGUGUUUUAGUAUAAAACAAACCUCAACAUGGUGUCAGAAAACGGAGUUACUGAGUGAUACAAACGACGGGAAGUGAGCUAACGGAGCUAGCCUGGAAGCUAAUAGCAGAUAGCAUGGAGGAAGUAAAGAACAACACCAGCGGAGAUGUCUGGCGGGUGGUGGUGAAACAUGAAGAGGUUCUCCCUGAGCAGCAGGAACGGAACUCCUGUCUGAAUCUGGAGGAGCCACCAGAACCAGCACACAUAAAAGAGGAACAGGAGGAACUGUGGAUCAGUCAGGAGAAAGAGCAGCUUCAUGGAGCAGAGGAGGAUGAUAUCAUUAUGUUCACAUUCAAUCCUGCCCAUGUGAAGAGUGAGGAGGAUGAUGAAGGACAGCUUCAGUCCUCACAGUCUGACGAAAACCAAAGUGGAGACAACAGAUACACGGGGUAUUUGAAGACAGAAUCUGAUGGAGAGGACUGGGGAGCAGGAGCAUACAGAGACUUUAAUCCAGAGAGUCAUUUUAAUCCUGAGGAGAUUUCACAGCUCUCUGGGUCUGAUACUGAUGACAGUGCUGAAUGGGAGGAGAGGGAUGAACCUCAGGAUGACUUAAACCAUCUGCAAAACAAAGAUGGAGCGGUUAGUGACAUGAAAUUUAACCCUGGAAACACAUCGGAGAGCUCUUCUGAAAGUGCUCCAAGCUUUGGACAGAAGGAACAAAAGCAGGAACAUGAAGAAAUCAGAGCAGACGACAAACCAUUCGGUUGCUCUGUUUGCGGUAAAAGAUAUCCUGGUAUGAGAUAUUUACAAAAGCACAUGCUGCGUCAUUCAUUAGAAAAACCUUUCAGCUGCUCAUUUUGUGAGAAAAGUUUUCUCUCUAGACCAGAGAUGGUGAAGCACAUGAGAGUCCACACAGGAGAGGAACCAUUCGGUUGUUCAGUUUGUGGUAAAAGAUUUAAAUGGUAUGGAUCUCUAAAGAGCCAUUCUCAUAUCCACACAGGGGAGAAACUCAUCAGUUGUUCAGUUUGUGGUAAAAGUUUUUAUGAUCACAGAAGUCUGAAGGCACAUUCAAUUGUCCACACAGAGGAGACACCAUAUAGCUGUUUAGUUUGUGGUAAAAGUUUUUCUCAUAGUGGAAGUCUUAAAAAGCAUGCUGUUGUCCACACAGGGGAGAAACCGUUUAGCUGUCCAAUUUGUGGUAAACAUUUUGCUCUUAUUGCGAGUCUAAACAGACACACGAAUAUCCACACAGGGGUGAAACCAUUCAGUUGUUCAGUCUGUGGUAAAGGUUUUUCUCAGCCUGGAAAUCUGAGAAGACACUCUGUUGUCCACAUAGAGAGGGGAGUGUUAAGUUGCAGUAUCUGUGAUAGAACAUUCGCUAAACUGCAGUAUAUGAAGGCACACAAGUGUGGUACCAGGACCAGAAAAAGCAAAGUAAACAAAUCUAAAGAUUCUCAUCAAAUGUAACCUUUAAAGAACACGGGCAGAGUCGAAUUUCUGCUGUUUUAAAAUGUGCUUUAAAACUUAAUGACAGCAUUUUCAUAAGAACAUAAUAUUUUUGAGCAGUUGGGCUGUCUGAGAGUUUAACUGAUCUCCUGUGUGCUAAAUAUUUAACUUAUAAACUCUUUAAAUUAUUUUGUUAAAGUUGAUUUUAGGAAUGGUUCAGAUUUUGCAGGCCUGUCUCCAUGCAGUACUCAUAUGUUGCAUGAUUUACAACUGUUGAUUUCUGUAAUUAUGCUCAAAUUUGA